GAAUUUGGCCACACUUCACCGCUGAUUAUGACAUUUAUUAUCUCCCAUUUUAAACCGAGUUAUAAACAUUUGUAGCAUUUCAAAGAGGGUGUGUCAAGUUCACUGGGUAGUAAUCCUGGUAAUCUUUUCAAGUAAUCCCUCAAAACUAAUAGAGUUUGUCAACUCUGUCACGGAUUAAGUAUGUGUAACACUUCACCACAAACCUGUUUGUGAUCUCCUCUCAUUUGGUCGGACAAGGCACACUUCUUCUUUUUGGGGACGAUUUUGGAUUUGAUUUGGAGAAAAUGAUGUCCAAAGCGCCAAGGUGGCCUGAGGCUAAGGGCAACAAAGCUACACAUAUGAAGUCAGUAAAGUUUCUCUCUCCCAAAGGAGGCGCCAUCGCUAACGGUGGCUGUGUCCAGUAGAGGCAAACAGGCCGGCAACACCGCAACCAAAGCCACUUUUCAUGGCGGGAGGAGCAACGGCCUCGGCAGCAAGACCGGCGUGACUUUGAAAAGAGGCAACCAGCAAGGUUCAGCAUCUCGUCCAACCAAGCCGGCCCUGCAGCUCUGCAGCAGUCGGAGCUUUUCUUCCCUUCACACGUCCGCCCUCAGCGCUGCUCCGUUCAUGAGGAGCAGUCGCUCCCUCAGCAGACUGGACCAGAGAUCCACUGGAGAUGAAUCUGACGUUGUGGGUGCAAAUACUCCGGGAAAGAAACGACCGUUCUCAGAAAACAAAAUCCUGGAUUCUGGGAAGCCAAUCAGGAAAAAGAAAGAACAGUGUCAUGGCGAUCGGGACCAAAGGAAGCAAGUGAGCAGUUCUUCAGAGACGCUAAACACCGCUUCUUCUGAGCUGCCCGUUACUGCACGCCUUCGACACGGCGACAAAGUCGAGAACGAGGACGUGUCUACUGAGGAGAACAUAGAUGCUCUUUGUGGAGCCACUGCUGGGAUUAAAACCAACCUGGUCCAAAGCGACCCUGCAAGCUCCCGGCUGGAAGAAAACGCUGAGGCGGAUUCCAAAGUAGAGCACCAAGACAGCUGCUUGCAAGAGAACCACGUCUGUGGAGGUGCCGGAGAGGCACACAAACAAGAAGGAGGAGAAGGAGCGCUCACAAUGGAGCAAGCAAUGCAGGAAACGUCUACUGAAGGCUGGGUGUCCUCCUCCAGACUGUCGCUCGCCUCCUCAGCCACUGGCUCUCCAUCUUCUGCCAAUGCCUCACAGCAGGAGCAAGAAGGGGUCCCUAAUCAUUCGCCAGAAGGUGCUGAUGCAACAAAUGAGGAGCAUUGGGAUCAACAGGAGCGCCUUUGUGAGGCGCAAACAGGGCGCCUUGUCAAAGAGCUGGAGCAAACACAGAGAGAAGUGUCUCGACUGCGACGCGAGCUCCAACAAGAGCGAGAGAGCCAUUUAAGAGAAAAGAAGGAUCUUCUGUCCAACUCCACGUCCUCAUCGGAACAAACGAUGACGGUGCAGCGACUGCUGAAGAUGAACCACGAGCUCCGGGCUGAGCUGGAAGUCCAAAAGAGAAUCCAGGAGGAAGCCAGGGAAGCUGAACUCCGUCGUAGAGUUGACCUCUUGGCUCAGCAGGCGCAGCUACUUGUGACAGGGGACGCCACAGCGCUGGCACGGGCCCACCUGGAGCAGGAGCGCCAAUGGUUCAUGGAGCAACGGAUGGAGUGGGAGCGUACCGUCGCCUCCUUGAAGAGCCAGCUGAGCGUCAGCGAAGGGAAGCGGGAGGAGUCGGAGCUGCGUGCGACGCAGCUGCAGGGGCAGUCGCAGAGUCUUCGCGCUCUCCAAGAGGAGGCCGAGGAACUGAGGAAGGCUCUCCAGGAGGCGACAACACAGCUACGCGCCAACGAGGAUGCACAGGCCCAAAAGGAAGCGCUCCUGCAGAAGCACCUCAUGCUCCUUCAAGCCAGCCAGGACCGAGAACGACGGAGCUUGUCGGCCAGCCUGGCGCGGGCGGAGCAACGCUCCCAAGAACUGCAGGAGAGAUUGGUCAGCGCCGAGCAGCAGGUGGAGAGCCUGGAUAAGAACCAAAUGUGGAGCAGGGAGAGCGAGGACGCUCAACAUCAACUCCAGGAGGAGUUGGCUUCUUCUGCGGCUGCCGUGCAAAAAUAUCAAGAUGACAAAGAGGUGCUGGAGCAACAAUGUCGGGAGCUGCAGAACCUGCUGUCUGAGGCAGAAGAAGAAGUGGGCAGGCUGCAGAGGUGCUCGAAAAGAGAAGAAUCCCACCGCCACGAUCUGAAGCGCUCGUACGAGGCUGCCUCGGAGGAGCUGCAGGAGGCUCUGCGGCAAAAGGAGGCGGAAACUCAGGACUUGCGUGAGGGCUUUGAGAAGCUCCUCGACAGGAAGGAACAGGAGCUGAAUGAGGUUCUGCUGAAGAUGGAGGUCUUAGGUAAUAGCCUGGAGGAGACUGAAGCAAAACUCAAUGAGGUUCUCGGAGUUCGUACCUGUGCCACAUCACACCUGGAGGAUGAGUGUAUGGACACCGGCGAGGACAAAGAAGAGUUCGUGAAAAACCAUUUAGUAAGUGACAGCAGGUCAGAAGAAAGAGAGAAGUUAAAUAGCAUCUCCAAUCAUCACUAUCAGCACGCUCGAGUCCGGUCCCAUUCACUUGGUCCGUCACACCAGUACAUCAUCACCUCAGGAGAUGAUCCGGAACGGUUUACAACUGUGAUCCAGUUACUGGAAACCAAGCUUUUUGUCACAGAGGAGAAGCUCAGGGAGAUCACCCGUCAACUGGAGGAACACCAGGAUCACGUGACCUGCCAGGACCCCCACCUCCACUCCCAGCUCACUCAGAGCCGAGCCUCGGCGCAGCACCUCGGCCUGCUGCUUCACAGCCGAGCCGAGCGGAGCCGGCGCUUCGCUGAGGAGACGGAGCGCCUCUGCGGGCUCUUGUCCGGGCGCCUUCAGGCUGCGCUGCACGUCAUACAAAGCUGCAGGGAGACGCUUGAACGCAGCAGCACCAUCCAGCUGACCGACUUUGAGAGGAAACUGGCGGCUGUGGAGGCGUGUCUCCAGCAGGGACGGGAAGACGCGGACAAACAGCGACGUGCAUCCUUGCGUGCCUGCAGAGGAGAAGACGACGUCCUCGGUGAGGCUGAGAGCAGCGUUGAUGACGCGUCAAGUGCGGCUGAGCGCUUGAUGAGAGAACUGGUCCUAGUAGAAAAAAUGGUGGCGGCCCUUCAGAGUCCAAAUAAUCAUCUUAAGUCUUUAGCGCCAGAACAAAAUGACAUGAGCGUGGCAGACAGGUACAAACUCAUCCUGGCUCAGCUGGUCAGCUUAGAGAAGACUGGGGGGGCCGGCGUCCAUAAAUGCAUCAUUAGAGCAUGCACUGACGCUGAGCUCAUUUAUGCUGCCUUUAAAGCCCAGCAGCAAUAUCAGGAAGAAAGUCAGGACCUCAAUGGUGAGAGGGAAGGUCUGACGCACAUUAGCACUCGGGAGUUAGCCUCCUACGGGGAGGAUGUGAGUUUAGAUGGAACAUCUAAAUCUGUUCAAGGUGAUGAGAAAAGGGCUGAUACAAGACCGGCCUGGUUAGAGAGACUUAUAUCCAGACUGCAAAGAAGAGCUAAAGUCCUGCGGCAGCUCAGCCAGGAGGUCCCUGGUACGGAGGAUGGCUUGGAUGGAGACCCGUGGCCAAACAUGAAGUGGAUGCAGGAGCAAGCCAAGCUGGUUUAUUUGUCCGAGAGGCUGCACUUGGAUUUGGAGCAGGAGCAGCAGAGACGCAGGAUGCUGCAGGUCAAACUGCAGGCCUGGUGCCAACAGUGGGAUUCCUCAUCAACAGGCGGGCGGAGGGCCUUUGAUUGCACCUUACGUGAACUUCAGGAGGACAACAAAGCAAUGGGAGAGGAACUGGAGCAUGGUGAUGGAGAGGUAAUAUCCAUGGAGACCGGAAGACAGAGAGGCAAAGAAAACAAACUUUGGAUUGAGGAUGACCAUCAGGAGAGGAUGGAAAAACCGGAAGCGGAGUUUCAGAUGAAGAUAAGGGAACAGCAGCAGAUCCACGAAGAGGAGAUGGAACACUUGCAUGAAAAUCACAUCAAAUAUUUAGCUUCUAACGUCAAAGAUGAUGCUAAGUGUGAAGAGACACCUCCAUUCCACGGAGGCUCAGCCUCCCCAGCUGAAAGUCAGGAGGUCUUCUGUGAUGAAGAGUUGCAGCAUGAGAAACACGUGGAAGAACAUAUGACGGACAAGGAGACAGCAGCCAUUUCUGCAGUGAGAAGAUCCCAUAAAGAAGAUCUGGAAGGAAAUGAACAACCUCCACGGAACUUGGAGAGCGCAGACGUCACUCAUAUGCACAAUGAAUAUCAGAAGAUGGUCCGGUUGCUGAAUGAGGAGCUGGAGGUGUUGUCGCUUCAGCACGCCCAGAAAUGUCUCGAGAACUCCCAACUGCGAGGAGAGUUGCAACUACGGAGAAAAUCCAUCACGAGGCAGGGAGAGAAGCAGCAAGAAAAUGGAAGGAAUCCACAGUCAACGUUGCAAGCCAAUGACUUCUACGAGGAGGAGAAGAUUCUGCGGCCGAGGGAGGCUGAGAUGCAGUUCCUAAGACAGGAAGCUGUGGUAGGAAGAGUCAGGGAAGAGUUGAAGGCCGCUGAAAUGGACAGAAUGUACAGCCAGACCAAGAAGAAGAACCUUUCUGGAAGCAACCAUCAUGAACACCAUCAGGACGUCAACACUGCCAGUGAAGACGUCGGUUUUGAUGCCUGGUCUUCCAACAGAGUCGCAGCAGGACAGAACCCCGCCAACAUAAGCAACGCUUCUCUACCGAAGAGAACGGACAAACCCUCUCUCCUUCGUCGAAUCAGAGCUGUGAGGUCAAAGAGUUUGAAAGAGGGUCUUUCUGUCCAGGAGAGGAGGAAGCAGUUUGAUUCAUUCCAAGGUGGCGGAUACUUCACAUGAAAGCGGGAUAUACUGUAUUUAAACUCAUUUUGCAGUAUAGGAAACUACUUUGCCUCUACUGUGAUUAUGCUAUUUUACCACUAGAUGUAGCGUCAACAACAUUAUAUGAACUACACGAAGGUAUUUUGCUGCAGCAGGUCACUCUCAUGCGUCAAUGUGAUCGGAUACAGGUGGCCUCGGAUAACCCACAAAUGCAUGACACGGAAUGUCUGCGACUAUAACAAUAAUAGUUUUAGCUGACAGGAUUUAAGUCAUAUCAUCGGAUCAUACCGAGGACUAGUGGCGGUUAUAGCUAUGGGUCACAGGGGUCACAGGACAUGUGUGUCGGAUGGACCCCCUCUAUAGGGGCACCCUCGUAGGAUGGACACCCUCUACAGUAUGAAUACGGCACCCCCACUGUGCUCACUUACCACAAAUCAUUGCUGGGCUUCAGCCCUCAGGUUAAUUGGCAGGAAAAAAGAUAUUCAUCAUAUAUGGAAUCAUACGGAUCAUAUGGAAUAUAUCACAAGCCAAGAGUCUCAAACAUGUUAUUUCACAAAAAAAUACCAAAAAGGCAGAAUGAGUUGGAUGAAGGAAGUGAAAGAGCGUGGAGCAGUGCGGCAUGCAGAAGGUUUCUAGGGAAAUUUUAAGUCAUGUACGCACACACCCGUGCACGCACAUAGUCCAGUCCCUAAUGUGAAAAUUGUAAAUAGUUCAUGGUGUUAUAUUUGUAAAUAAAUUGUUAUUUUGAUGUAAAACA
Messenger RNA from Doryrhamphus excisus (bluestripe pipefish), 5623 nucleotides. Lineage: Eukaryota; Metazoa; Chordata; Actinopteri; Syngnathiformes; Syngnathidae. The record is from RefSeq and is a predicted model, not a curated record.